AUGUCAUCAGAAGUUAAUCCCGAUUGCGUGUGCACAGGCAACUUUCCCCCUGUCACCUACCCGGAGGUAGGCACCUUCACCGCUGAUCUAUGGUGUCAUCGCAGGGGAUUUCCACCAAUGCAUCCGAACCAAAUUGGUACCACGUUUCGCCUGUACACCCGCAAGAACCCGUCAUCACCGACGGUGAUAUCGACGUCAUCAUUGGGAUAUCCCUUCUCUGCCUCCAGUCCUACCAAGUUCAUUAUUCACGGAUUCACUGACAAGGGAGAAACAAGCUGGUUGCUGAAAAUGAAAGAUAAACUACUUAAAAAGGGUGACUUCAACGUUAUCGGCGUAGAUUGGGAAAAGGGAGCUAGUCCAAGUUUUAUUCCCGACUACUGCAAGGCACGCCAGAACAUUCGCGUGGUGGCCCGCCAAAUCCGCAAUCUCAUCAAGAAGAUGCAGUCCUCGUUUUGGGCCUUUAGCCUCAAUAACGUGCACAUUAUCGGACACAGUCUGGGUGGUCAGAUGGCCGGGUAUGUUGGCAAAGAGUUUGGUGGUAAAAUUGGACGCAUCUCUGGUAUGGAUCCCGCAGAACCUGACUUCGAAGGCAAUCAGAGAGGCUGCCGACUUGACCGGGGCGACGCCAAAUUUGUUGACGCCAGCCAUUGCUCAUUGUUUGGCAUAUUCCAGCCGGUGGGCCAUGUAGACGUCUAUCCAAACUAUGGCACCCACAUGCCCGGAUGUACCUCCUGGCCGGUAUUGGCGGAGGCUACGUGCGGUCAUAUGAAGGCCAUUGACUACUUCACAGAAACCAUUAACAACGACUGUGGCGCUUUAGCUUACCCCUGCACCUGGCAGAAUGGCCAAGGACAGGGAUGCAAAUACAGUGGUCAGAGUGGCGUCAGCGGUGUCAAAUUUGGUUACCAAGCCAACCAGACACCGUGGAGUAAGUAUGGUCUGUACACCAGGAUGACCAAUCAAAACUCGCCGUUUUGCAAUCCGAACAGCAAACCUUAAACAAACAAGUGAAUCAAGUAUAUGAGGUUUCCGAUUCAUCCAGUCUCGUCCCAGGUAUCGAUGACUUAUUAGAAAUUGGUUAAAUUAGAAACUUUUUAAUUAGUGACGAUGCAUAGAAUGCAAUUUAAUUGCAUGUUGAUAAACCAUUGUUGGCGUGAAUGGUAUACGUAUUGUCUUUUACUCGCCAUGUACACUCCUAAGGUGCCCCAUGUUAUCAAACUGGCCUGGCUUCUGGGAGUAUUUUCUAAAAAGGACUGCACACAUUUUUCAUACGUUACAAAACCAGCAAAAGGAACAAAGGCGCCACUGGCAGUUGCCAUGUCUUUUAAAGGGAGAUAACAGAACUGUGGCUACCUUCCCAUGCAAAUAGCCACUGAAACCCGAAGGGCAGUGAAUUACAAUACUUAACUUCUGCUGUAUGGUUUCCACUCUGCAAUCAUUUUUAGCUUCAAUUAAAAGCCACACGUUACUCUUUCCUGGACCAUCCUUUCAUGGAUGGAAAAUAAUUGUGCUUAAUCUCUUUAAACUCCGCAGAACAUGUAAUCAUUUGAACACUCUAUUGUCAUUUGUCAUUCAAUCCUACUUAUCAUUUGCGUUUGGAAAUUGCAUUUAAAAAUUAUCUUAUAUCAUAAAAUUAUUUACAUCUGAAUUUAACUGGAGUUAUUAAAUCAACACAAAGAAUUCGUGUAAAGCA
Acanthaster planci (crown-of-thorns starfish) is the source of this 1693-nucleotide messenger RNA. RefSeq names its product pancreatic lipase-related protein 2-like. NCBI's taxonomy places the organism in Eukaryota, Metazoa, Echinodermata, Asteroidea, Valvatida, Acanthasteridae. Gene Ontology annotation, biological process: lipid catabolic process. The record is from RefSeq and is a predicted model, not a curated record. Gene Ontology annotation, molecular function: lipase activity.